CCGAAUUGAAUCACAUUUUCACGAUUUGCUUUAAAGACCCGUUUUUUAAAGAUCUUGGUUUUUCAAUCGAAAAACCAUUUUCACUAAAAAAUUUCCUUGACCUGUCCAAAUGAAAAAGCACGUUGUCAAACCUACAGAAAACAAUUUUUCAAGGUUUUAAGCGAGAUUUUGAGCGAGUCUUCUGCGUCUAAAACUUAAAAAAAGAGGGAAAAACCGCUAACAUUCUUACACAAUUUAUAAAAGAAAAACAAGUGUUUUUCUUUCUGUUCUGUUUUUUCACACAUGUUAUUAGCAAUUUGUGAUAAAGGUGACAAUAAAGCAGUUUCACAGAGCCAUGAUUCGUAAAAAUAUUUGCUGUGUUUUUAAUGGAAAUGAUAACUGGUAAAAAAGUGUUGAAAACACAAUUUCUUCGAACAUCGAGCAUAAGUAAUAAAAACAGACUCAUCGCAGUCUUUUUCUUCACACUGUAUAUGAGUUUCUGAACUUGCAAAGCAAACUUGAUUAACGCUGACAAAUGGAGAAGGAUCUUCACGCAUUAAGCCACUGGAGAACCAAGCGUAUUUAAUCAUUGGCGUGAAUACAUCUGCACUCAAUUGAUUGUGCAUUAGACUGGCUAAACGUAUGAUGUUAUUUCGUUCGUGUAAGUGUAUAUCUAGUUCAUCCAACGCUACACGAUGAUAACAUGCUUUGAGAAAACUUUUAAUUUGUCUGUUGAAAUAACAAUCCACUGGCUGUAGCUCGUCAGUUGUAUUUUGUGGUAUUUGUAAACGUGUGACCUUUUUAACACAGCAAAUAUUUUUACGAAUCAUGGCUCUGUGGAACUGCUUUAUUGUCACCUUUAUCACAAAUUGCUAAUAACAUGUGUGAAAAAACAGAACAGAAAGAAAAACACUUGUUUUUCUUUUAUAAAUUGUGUAAGAAUGUUAGCGGUUUUUCCCUAUUUUUUAAGUUUUAGACGCAGAAGACUCGCUCAAAAUCUCGCUUAAAACCUUGAAAAAUUGUUUUCUGUAGGUUUGACAACGUGCUCUUUCAUUUGGACAGGUCAAGGAAAUUUUUUAGUGAAAAUGGUUUUUCGAUUGAAAAACCAAGAUCUUUAAAAAACGGGUCUUUAAAUCGAAAGCGGGCAAAAACCAUUGUGAUAUUCGGAAUCAGCACGUUCGAUUACCUGUUGUCAACUGAGUUUAAGCUCAAAAGCGAGGAGGCAGUUGGUGGCCUUCCCUCGUAAGAGACGUUUGUUUUCAUCUACAUUCAGAACACUGAGUUCGCCGAACCUAUCCUCUCUUACCUUUCCUACGCUUCAACGUUUCUGCAGACUUUUACUUCUUCACUUUUCCAGUAUUUCAACAGAACACAACCAAAACUAUCAAAUGCAGGCGAAGACUGACGGCCUCUAAGUCUCCCAGCUCCAAAAGACUGCCCAGCGAGAUUUCACAUUAUCAUCCAAACAAAUACCCGGACAUAGCCAAAGCACUAAUAUUUUCAGAAAAAACCUCCCAUAGAGCUGGUCAAGUUGUACUUGGAACAGCAAUAUGAAUGUUGAAACAGCUUACUAAGCGAAUCCCGCUCACUAUCGACUCAGUAGGCCAAACAGGAUCCCAAGGUUCGACCGACAGGUGAGCAUACCCGCUCUAAUAUCAACAGCUUGAGAAGCUAUCUUGUAGAGCUCGUCGAGAUGUAAUUAGAAUUACAGUUGGAGCGUUGUAACACUUUAUGAAGCGAGUGUCUCUCACUAUGGAUUCUGGAGGCCAAACAGGAUUCCAGGAUUUCACCGACAGGUCAGCAUACUUGCCGUAAAAGAACGUAGAAUGAUUCUAUGUUCUUUAUAGUUUCAUUUUUUCACAAUAAAACGGUGGAUGAAUAUUUUCUGAGUAUUCACUUGAGUAACUGACUACUCACUGAGCAAAAAUACUCAAAAAUUGUUAGUAGAACCCAAAUGAGUACUCAUGGACGAAUUAUGAGUAAAGUCGUACUCAGAGUAUUAGUACUUUCACUAGGGUUUACAUGCAUCCUCUAACAAAAUAUGCAUUAGAUCAUAGACAGUUGUUUAUCAAGUAAUGAUCGCCUAUCAAUACCAUAUCGUUUUGAUAAAUCACUGAAUGUAUGCUGGUAACAUUCAUUGCCUUCUAAUAGAGCACAUCUCCUUUCCAUUCUCGAUGAAUAGUGUAUGCUCUUAAUAUAAAUAGAUAAGUUAUAUUACACGUAUAGUAUUAAAGCAAAUCUGCAGAAAGUGGAAGAACGAAGUAAAAAAGAGAAUAUUUAGCUGACUCAAGUCAAGAAAAAAUAUUUUGUAGAUGAUUUUAGCACACCACAGGAAAUUGAGUGACAUCUAUAAGAUUUUGAUUGCUUGAAAUAUCUUAUUUAUUUCUGUAUAGGCAUCGUAUAAGUUAACGAAUCAGAGUUUUUCUCAUUUUUUCUCGAAACAUUAUGAUUACAUUCAUUAUGGUUAUUAGUAUUUUUGACAGGAAGAAUUGACAAGUAAUAGAAUCCAAGCUGCAAAGUAUCAGUUAUUGAUUUCCUCUGCGAAAACGUAGUGGAAUGAAUACUAAGUAACUCGAAAUAUUUACUUUCUUUUGUUUCGAAGAUCCUCUACUCUUUAUUUUAUAAUUACUCUCUCUUUCUUAGCUCCAUAACGGAUAAAAUAGUUAACUAAUGAUCUUCAGAAACAUUCUUCUAUCGUACACUCUUUGUUGAUUUUCAAAUAACUUUAUCGGAUGAAAAUAUAAAACCUAAACAAGAAUCAAAUGGAAUGUUAUUUUCUGUUUUCUAUUUUUAUGAGCUGUUUGAAUAACUAACAUAUUUCAUCAAUCUACCAUCGUACUUGUGAUCAUAAAAAUGAAAAAGAGGAAAGAACAUUCUAUUCGAUUCUUGUUUAAGUUUUAUAUUUUCAUCCGAUAAAGUUAUUUAAAAACCAACGAAGAGUGUAAAAAAGACGAAUGUUCUGAAAAUCAUUAGUUAAAUAUUAGAUGAAUAGGAGCAAAUUCGGAAAGACGUAGGGUGCAUUUUUACAAUCUCAUUCUUGUCUUGUUUUUAGAUGGUUUAUACGUAAAAAAGAUGUUUGUUGGAAAUGAAAUCUCUCUGACAAAUCAGUUACACGAGCCUCUUGUUUUACAUAUAAUUGUUAUUGGUUUUCACCAUAAACGAGGCUACCAAGUUGAAUACACGUAUCCUCAAUUUCCUUCCAACACUGAAUUACCGAAAGCAUGGGUAAAUUUACCAUCAUUAACAUUACCAGACGGAGCACACAAUCGAGACAAAGUUUACUUCCAUUUACCAUCAUUGACCGAUGCAAAAAAAACUGUUUUCGGUGUUGCAUGUUAUCGCCAAAUCAAUGCUAAGAAUAUUCAAAAUAAAGAUGCAGAUGUCACGAGAAAUUCUAUUCAGAAAAGUGUUUGUGUUCUAUUAACGAAACCUUAUUAUGGUUUAGUAUCAUCAAAAUUAGAAAUAGUUACACAUGCCUAUUUCAACGAAAAUGAUUUUACAAAAACGUCGAUAUUAGAAACAGUUUACGAAACAUUGAAUGAAACAGUACUUUUACAAGAUGAACAAGCACCACUCAUUGGCUUAUCUGUUCGAGAUCUUGUAAUUCAUUAUCGUCGAAAAAUUCUGCUUCUAUUCAAAUUACUUUUGUUACAGAAAAAAGUCUUAUUUUUGAUGACACCAGUUGAAACUCUCGUUAAAACAAUGAUCAGUUUAGUCUCAUUAAUGCCAGAUUUGGUUGAAAACAAUUUAGAUGAAUGUACAUAUAUCGAUUCUAGUCUACUUCCACAACUUAGACCAAUAAUUAGUAAUACGGAUUCAGAUGAUGUUGUUUUUGAAACUGAACAAACAAUAACGGAAGAAAAAAAUAAUCAACCCCUAUCUGCUACGAAACAAAAUGAUAAAUUGCCAUUAUCUCAUUUAACAACUGAAUCUGUUCAACCUGCAAUACCGACAAAGAUAAAUGAUUCUCAACAGUUACCCUUUUCUCCAUCAGAAAAUAUAGCUGUCAAAAUUCAUUCGACAUCUUCGAAUUUGUCGGAUGUAUCAGAUGAAGAAACUAACGUCACCCCAUUUGUGCAAUCGAAACUGAAAACUCUCAAAGGUAGCAGUAGUGAUUCAGCGUCAACGGAUUCUAUGCAACAAUCGCCUUCAUCAACAUCAUUGAAUAUUCUAAAACGUGCAAAUACAUUAAAAGCAAAAUUUAGUUCAGCCAUAAAUAGAAUGUCUCUGCCAUUAUCAAACUCAACGACAACAACAGAUCAAAAAGUUGGAGACACCACCACCAACGAAGCAGCAGAAAAUACCAGUGAUACAUUUGGAUCAUAUACAGCCAAAGAGUGUGGGCUUCCAUUACAAUUAUUCAAAAGAAAUCAUUUGUUUCAUCCUUAUUUAAGUAUAAAUUCAUUGGAACAACUUUAUUCUCCCUUAGUACGUGGUUUUAUUGUUGGAGCAACAAAUAGUCUAUUCAAACAACGAGAUAAAUUAGAUGUUACAAUUGAAGAUGAUGCUACUAAAUUCGACAUACGUUCUCCUCUGCUACGUCAACAAUUACAGUUGACAACAGCUGAUCUUAGAUUUCAAGAAUUUAUUCUACAAAAUGUUUUACCGCAAGAACAAUCUCAACAACAGCAACAGCACAUCAUAACAGAGGCAAGUUGGGAAGGUAACGAUGAAUGGAUCCGCCUACAAUUUAAAGAUUACUUAAUAUCAUUAUUAGCUACAGUUAAAUCAAAUGAUGAUGAUCUAAUGAAUGAUUUUAAUCGUUCUUAUGUCGAAGCAUUCAGAUCAACUGAUGCUUAUAAACAAUGGUUAAAUCAAGAGCAGAAGAUAUUUGAAACAAUACCUGCAGGACAUUUGUUUGCUGGCCAGUUGAAUGUGCAAGAUGUUAAACUGCGUGUCUCACAUGCACUACAAGACACUGAAGCUGGCCGCAAACUGAAGGGUGCUGUAGUUGACACAUCUCAAUUCGUUAAUGAUACAUCGCGUGCAGCAACAAAAGCUCUUCAAUCAGCUAAAACAACAAUGACCACAUUUGUUGGAUCAUUUACCAAAAAUUGGUUCAAUAAACCGACGAAAACUAAUGAAACUACGGAUGCAGUCGAAGAACAAGGAAAAAUAGCUGAAUAA
This is a messenger RNA of Didymodactylos carnosus, 5106 nucleotides long. The record is from the annotation of a GenBank genome assembly. NCBI's taxonomy places the organism in Eukaryota, Metazoa, Rotifera, Eurotatoria, Philodinida, Philodinidae.